Molecule: messenger RNA, 1638 nt
Organism: Culex pipiens pallens (northern house mosquito)
Lineage: Eukaryota; Metazoa; Arthropoda; Insecta; Diptera; Culicidae
Product: pickpocket protein 28-like
Exons: 4
Coding region: 1-1638 (545 amino acids)
Biological process (GO): sodium ion transmembrane transport
Cellular component (GO): membrane
Molecular function (GO): ligand-gated sodium channel activity
Source: RefSeq, a predicted model, not a curated record
AUGUUCCAGGCAAAAGUACAAACAGAUAAUAAAUUAAUCCCCAACACGGUUUUGCCAUUCUACAUCAAGGAGUUUCGGACUCCUAAGGAAUCAAAAUCAAGAAAUCCUCUAGCCACCCUCCACAAGCGAAUCGGUGACCUGUUCCGAGAAUAUUGCUCGCACAGUUCAAUCCACUGCAUCAACUACAUUGGAUCUGCGCAGCGAUCCUGCUGGGAACGCCUCUGGUGGGUCGCGAUGCUCACCCUUUCGAUCUACGGCUGUGCGCGACUCAUCCAGAACAUCUACUACCGCUGGGAGCACAAACCGGUCAUUGUGAGCUUCGACGAGAAGCCCACGUCCGUGCUGCAGAUUCCCUUCCCAGCGGUGACGAUCUGCCCGGAGACAAAGUUCCGCCCGGAGUGUUUGAACUUUUCGGCACUGUCGGAGAAGUUUUUCGAAGGAAAUUGUAAAGGAAAAGAUACCGUUAACGAAGAAGAGAUUCAAGCAUUUUUGAGUUUGAUUCAAAUCUGCGAUCGCCAUUACUCUUACGAACCUUAUCAAUCCUUGCUGGCAAAGUAUAACUUGCAAGAUAGGUUCAAGGAAACGUUAACAGAUGAAGGCAUUUGUUAUACCUUCAAUCUUCUACCACAGAAGGAGAUUUUCCGGGAAGAAAAUCUUCACAACAAUUACUACUACUCUACGAGUUUGUACAAUUCGUCAAGCUGGUCUUUAGACGAUGGGUACGAUCCACGAGCAGGCCUUCUAACCUUUCCGAGUCGAAUCCUGGGUUCAGGAUUCGAAUCAGGGAUCUACCUGCAGCUGCAGAUCCCAACAUCAUACGAGGAUUACCACUGUCGUGAAGCUCAAGGUUUCAAGGUAUUGCUGCACUCCCCAGCAGAAUAUCCCGUAGCUUCGAAAAAAUUUCUCCGCUUAACGUUCAGACACGAAGUUACAAUUGUCAUUAAACCGGAGAUCAUUCUUACGUCAAAAUCAUUGCACAGCUACACCCCUUCCCGACGCCACUGCUUCUUCAGCCACGAACGGAAGCUCCAGUUCUUUGCGAUCUACAACCAGGCCAACUGCGAACUGGAAUGCCUCACAAACUACACUCGGAAGCUAUGCAGUUGUGUCCGGUUCUCGAUGCCUCACCAUGGAAGGACUAAGAUUUGCGAAAGCUAUCAACUUGAGUGUUGCAUUCAGGCUGAGAAUAAAGUUCAACUGCUGAUCGCGAACGAAGGUAUCGGGAAGGAAUCGCUGUGCGUAGAUCAGUGCCGUUGUCUACCCGCGUGCAACUCGAUCGAGUACGACACCGAGAUCACCCAAACCAAGUAUGAUUUUCUGAAGUCGUUUGAGCUGCGUUACAAAUCACGAAUCCCAGCGGAUGUGCUGAAGAACAUAACCAGCAUAAACUACGCCAAGCUGGCGAUUUACUUCAAGCAGGCUCAGUACACGGCUAUGAAGCGCAACGAACUGUUUGGCUGGACGGACUUUAUUGCCAACUGUGGUGGAGUUCUGGGUCUGUGCAUGGGAGUCAGCUUGCUCAGCCUCGUUGAGCUGCUGUACUACUGCCUGGUGCGUCCGGUUCUAAUGCAUCGCCAAGGUCGCGACUCCCUGCCGGCAGUAGCCGAGCGGAUCACGACCGUGCGAAGCUUGUACUAA